UAUUAUAUUAUGCAUCACAUAUGAUGAGAAACAUAAGUCGUUAAGCAUGUCGAAUCAGUCUUAAAUCAUGAUUGACAAUUAUUCUUCAAAGCUCUCUUCAAGAAACAGAAGUCAAAAUCUGAAUUGAUAGUCACGUGAUGACUAAGGUUGGAAUUUAAAUGAAUAUUUAGGCGUUUAGAACUUUAGAACUCGGGUAAGAUCCAGAUCAAGAAUAUUGGAUGUCUGAAAUGUUGGACACAAUGAGGUCUAACCACCAACACUGAAGUCGGGCAGAGGAUAAUCCAUCUUAUUUCAUUGAGUUACACUAUGUCUCGAAGACCGACUGAUUCUUUGGCAGCGCGAUGGGGAGCGGGGGCGAUCGCAGUCACUGUUAUUGUCCUUGCCUCUCUGUUUGGGUUCUUCCUCAUUCCGUUUAUGAAGCGACCUUGGUUCCCCACCCUAUUGACAACUCUUAUUGGCUUGGCUGUGGGCAUAUUGGUUGGGAUGGGUUGCCUCGCCUUACUGCCAGAGGCCUUCAAUCUUGAGCACAGCACCCACCCUGAUCACAUAGCCAAGGCAACAACCAUUCUAGGGGGCAUGUAUUUCUUUUACCUCACGGAGAGAAUAGUGAAAAUACUGACCAUUGGAAAAUCACUACACGGUGAGGACGUGGAUCCCGUUGAGGUCCAUGAGAAGGUGGACUUUUCUCGCCGACAAUCUGAGGCCAACAUAACACAAAGUCAAAGUCAAAACGGUUUUUCUGUCAAUGGUGUUGAGACUGGUUACAUAAAUGGUCAGCCAAUCCACAUUAACCCAUCGGAUGGUAUGAUACACACAGCUGAACUUGAACCAGAGGUACCAAAGAAGAAGACUCCACUCAUAGCAUGGGUCCUGACGUCUGCGGAGACGUUCCAUCACGUGAUCGAUGGUAUGGCCGUUGGGGUAGCCUUUGCUCGUAGCGUCCUUGGAGGACUUGGGAUGGCGCUGGCGAUCUUCCUUGAGGAAUUUACUCACAAACUAGGAGAUUAUGCGAUCCUACUGAAUGCUGGAAUGAAGCCUUGUAAUGCCAUGCUCUUCAACUUUCUCCAAUCAUGUGGAAAUAUUGUCGGCUUCAUCAUUGGAAUGUUCAUUGGUCAAGAAACAGCUGCGGCUGGUUGGAUAUUUGCAGUGGCAUCCGGGAUGUUCAUAUAUAUAGCUCUCGUGGAUAUGGUGCCAGAAAUGGACAAGACAUUGAUGACAUCCCAGAACAAGAAAGAAGGGACCAUUAUAUUCCUGUUCCAGAACCUUGGAAUCUUCAUUGGAUUUGGCAUCACCCUAAUCUUCGCUAUUUAUGGAGAUCAGAUUAGUUUUGAAAAUAAGAGGAAUACGUCAUCCCAUCUAAUGACUGAACAAUUCAUGUCAAUUUCCUCUUUGAAUUUCUUUAAUGAAACAUCUUUCUUCUGACACUGAUACCAGGACAUUGAAUAGCAGAAAUGUUGCACUUCAACAUAAAUGCCAUAUAUUUAAGGUCCUGUGGUUCAUGCAUACAGAACCCCAUACCAAUUGAACAGCUCUGACAUUCGGGUGUUUUCACAGAAUCAUAGUUAUUUUAUUUAGUCAAUAUACAAGAUUUCGCCUUAUUGGCAUUUAAAGAUGGUCAUGACAGGUGUGGUAUAUCAGUUGUAAGGAAAAGUGUUAUAUAUCACUUGAAAGGAGAGAUUUGUCCUGUAAGCGUAUUUCUUUUUUUAGUUGUAUUCAUAUAUUAUAUAUCAUAAAGUGACUAGUGUAUAAUGAUAUUGGUUUAAAAUAUACAACAGGAACCAAAACAUUUAAACCAAUAUUGAACCUAAGAUUUCAAUAUGUAAGAACUCUGAAUAUAUGUUUGUAUGUCUGUUAAAUGCACAACUACAAAAUGGCUUAACAUAGAUUAUUAUCAUGUAAUAUAAUUUUAAUAAAUAUAUUAAAAACAUUUCUUAUAUGUUCUCUUAUUUAACAAAACCUUUGAAAAUAUAUUGUUGCAAUGCAAUGAUUUUAUUA
Molecule: messenger RNA, 1995 nt
Organism: Owenia fusiformis
Lineage: Eukaryota; Metazoa; Annelida; Polychaeta; Sabellida; Oweniidae
Source: the annotation of a GenBank genome assembly